Penicillium subrubescens is the source of this 675-nucleotide messenger RNA. Its product is annotated as YbhB/YbcL family Raf kinase inhibitor-like protein. The record is from RefSeq and is a predicted model, not a curated record. Gene Ontology annotation, biological process: regulation of Ras protein signal transduction; regulation of proteolysis. Bases 1 to 675 code for a protein of 224 amino acids. The transcript is spliced from 2 exons. Gene Ontology annotation, molecular function: phospholipid binding; peptidase inhibitor activity. Lineage: Eukaryota; Fungi; Ascomycota; Eurotiomycetes; Eurotiales; Aspergillaceae.
AUGUCGUUGUGGAACUUUGCUGCUGACCAUUUUCUAUCUCUUACUCCUCCCUCUCCACCCCUUAUCCCCCUUCAUGGCAAGCAGUUGCAAAUGCGGUAUCCUAAUCAGGAGUGGAUUUAUCCUGGAUCAACCAUCGACAUACGAGAAACUGGUCGUCUUCCUGAAAUUGGCACCGUGGGCUUGGACUGUAAUUCGCGCUACUUGAUCGUAUCUCUAGACCCAGAUGUUGUUCUUCCAGGGACUGGCAUUCAAACAAUUAUUCUGCAUUGGUACCAGUCAAAUUUCACAUUCAGUUGCAACGGUGCGGGAGAUUCUGGUGUCCUGAAGCCUGGCGAUGAUCAUGGUGGUGACAAACAUGAUUCAAAUACCGCGCCAUACAUCCCACCACAGCCACCGGUAGGAUCGCACCAUCGCUACGUUUUUUUGCUGUUCAAUCAGUCGCAGUCUUAUGAGUUCCCUGAUUGCUUUGAACAUAUUCCUCCUCAAACAAAGGAUGCGCGCAGCGGCUUUGAUAUUCGGGAAUUCAUGCUCGUGGCCGAGUUAGAUCCGCCUAUCGCUAUAAAUUACUUCUAUGGUCGACACACCGCGAGUCAUGACGAACAUACGUUGCCAUCUUCAAGUGUGACACAAACUUCAUUCAAAUCAUUGGAUUGUCAGAUUGGUCCCACUUCGUAA